Messenger RNA from Chaetomium fimeti, 903 nucleotides. RefSeq lists its product as uncharacterized. The transcript is spliced from 2 exons. Gene Ontology annotation, cellular component: mitochondrial inner membrane; mitochondrion. Bases 339 to 887 code for a protein of 182 amino acids. The record is from RefSeq and is a predicted model, not a curated record. NCBI's taxonomy places the organism in Eukaryota, Fungi, Ascomycota, Sordariomycetes, Sordariales, Chaetomiaceae. Gene Ontology annotation, biological process: mitochondrial respiratory chain complex IV assembly.
ACCGCGUCGCGACGCGACUGGCGGGGCACAGGGGCAGGGAAGCCGCUGUUUACAGCAGGCAUUGGCCCUAACCCUGACUCCAUCCAAUCUUUGGCGCGAAGAAGUCGGCAAAGCACGGGCCGAACCGCAGCUCGAGAUCGAGGAUCUCGCAGGUUGCAAAGCACAGCAAAAGCGGGCUCAAUUGCUGCCAUUGCAGGAGAAUAGGCCUUCAUACCAGGUGGAUGGCCACACGAUCUUCCAACACUCUCCGAACGCCGUAGACCCCAACACCCUCCUCCGCCCCCUCUGCUCCUAGGAGCUCCGUCCACACCCCAACCCCCGUCUAAGCUCUUCCCAACAUGCCAACACCACAACCACCGACCCGGGACCAGGGCCCGGCGGACCCCAACCGCUCAUGGCUCCAACAAACCGAGGCAACCCCUCCUCAAACAUCUCAAGACCAAGCGCAACCACACCCACCACAACCCCAAACCCCCCCGCAACCCGGCGACGGCCGCCCACGCCGACCCACACUAAGCGAAGCCGCGCAGAGCAUCAAGCCAGGGGAUUUCCUCACCUUCCACCAAGCGCCGUGCGCGCGGUCGGGCUUGCUGACGGGGAUCGGGGCCGGGGCGGCGAUGGGCGGGAUACGGUGGAUCAUGGGGUUGCCGAUCCCGCGGGCGGCGAACUGGGCGGUGGGCGCGGGGGCGCUCGGGGCGAUCGCGCAGUACGAGUACUGCCAGCUGAAGCGGAUGCAGGAGCGGGAGAAGGUGAAGCGGGUGGUGGAGGUGUACGCGGCGAAGCAGGCGCGGGAGAAGAGGGAGAAGUAUGAGGAGGAGAAGAGGGAGAGGGAGAGGGGGGAGGAGGAGAUGGCGGCGAGGAAAGGGGGGUGGUGGCGGUUUUGGUAGGUUGGUAGGGAGGGGG